This is a messenger RNA of Magnolia sinica, 1563 nucleotides long. RefSeq lists its product as uncharacterized. Lineage: Eukaryota; Viridiplantae; Streptophyta; Magnoliopsida; Magnoliales; Magnoliaceae. Bases 1 to 1563 code for a protein of 520 amino acids. The record is from RefSeq and is a predicted model, not a curated record. The transcript is spliced from 10 exons.
AUGAGUGCCUUGCUCUUCUUCUUCCUCUCCUCUUCUUCUUCUUCAACGCUCAACCCGGCCGUCCCUCCGCUUGUCCGACGCACGAACCCAGGCCACCGCUGUCUGCCCGAUGUCCGUAUUCUGCAUCGAAUCGGUUUAGCUCUAAAGCUGACGUGCGGGAAUCAAGUCCAGUUCAAGGGGAAAGCGCUAGUGAAAGUGAAAGUCGACGUUCAGGAAGGAAGGAAAACCUUCCAGCAGGAAAGUGACUUCUAUUCUAAGAUUUCUAGUUCCGGGAAGAAGGGCAAGUCAAGCGAAAAAGCAAGUGGAUCAGAAAAUUUAUCUCGUGCUGGUAGCGAGAAGGAAGUAACCUGCCUUCCUCGUUUUGGCGAUGUUGCAAGGGUGGAAGAAGAAGAAGAAAGGUUGACAAAUGCUGAAGAGUAUUACGAUGUUGGCGGAGGAGAUGAUAAUGAAAGAGAUGGGGGAGGAAAUGACGAUGAAGAUGGGGGAGAAGACGAUAGUGAUGGUGACGAAGAGGAUGAAGAAUAUUCAGGAGGCGAUGAUGGUGAAAGUGGGAAGAUGGAAGUUGGGGUAGGAGAUGAUAACGAAGGAGAUGGGGGAGGAAAUGACAAUGAAGAUGGGGGAGAAGAUGAUAGUUAUGGUGAUGAAGAAGAUGAAGAAUAUUCAGGAGGCGACGAUGAUGUUGCAAGGGUGGAAAAAGAAGAAGAAAGGUUGACAAAUGCUGAAGAAUAUUACAAAGUUGGCGGAAGAGAUGAUAAUAAAGGAGAUGGGGGAGGAAAUGACGAUGAAGAUGGGGGAGAAGACGAUAGUGAUGGUGACGAAGAAGAUGAAGAAUAUUCAGGAGGCGACAAUGGUGAAGGACAUUUGCAAGAUGAUGUUGCAAGGGUGGAAGAAGAAGAAGAAAGGUUGACAAAUGCUGAAGAAUAUUACGAAGUUGGGGGUGAAAAUGAUAAUGAAGGAGAUGGAGGAGGAAAUGACGAUGAAGAUGGGGGAGAAGACGAUAGUAAUGGUGACGAAGAGGAUGAAGAAUAUUCAGGAGGCGACGAUGGUGAAGGAGAUUGGGAAGAUGAAAGGUUGACAAAUGCUGAAGAAUAUUAUGAAGUUGGCGGAGGAGAUGAUAAUGAAGGAGAUGGGGGAGGAAAUGACGAUGAAGAUGGGGGAGAAGCCGAUAGUGAUGGUGACGAAGAGGAUGGAGAAUAUUCAGGAUGCGACGAUGGUGAAGGACAUUGGGAAGAUGAAGAAGAAGAAAAGUUGACAAAUGCUGAAGAAUAUUACGAUGUUGGCGGAGGAGAUGAUAAUAAAGGAUAUGGGGGAGGAAAUGAUGAUGAAGAUGGGGGAGAAGAUGAUAGUGAUGGUGAUGAAGAGGAUGAAGAAUAUUCAGGAGGCGAUGAUGGGAGUGUUUCUAGAACGCUUUAUCACAAUAUUAUCUUCUGCCGAGAAUAUCUAAGAAUAUCGAGAAUAGAAGUUGCGGACAAUGAUGAAGAGUGGGAAGAAGAUACAUCUAGUGAAGUUGAUGAUGAAGAGUGGGAAGAAGAUACAUCUACUAAAGAUGAUGAUGAAGAGUAG